Lottia gigantea (owl limpet) is the source of this 423-nucleotide messenger RNA. RefSeq lists its product as hypothetical. The record is from RefSeq and is a predicted model, not a curated record. Lineage: Eukaryota; Metazoa; Mollusca; Gastropoda; Lottiidae. Bases 1 to 423 code for a protein of 140 amino acids. The transcript has 4 exons.
AUGGUGAAAUUAAAACAUAAAAACUCUCUGGAUGGGCUGGAUGCCUGGUACGAUGAGAAAAUGAGAAGAAAUAGUACUCCGGAUUAUUUACUACAGGGCAUUCCAAAACAAACUAGUCCAGGACACAAUGGCGGCUCUAACAACCUAUCCCAUAGUGCAAUAGAAUUAGGGGAACCACCAGCCAAUCAAGAAAAGCCUUCGACCAGUAGUGGUGCCGAUUCCUUCUAUUUACAAGUUCCAGAUCCAUUCUAUUAUAAUCAUGUAGUUAACAGACGUCGACAGUCGUUUGAUAUAUCAACUGAUUCUAGUUCAGCUUCUAACAGCAAGAGUGGAAUCAGUAUCAAAGUCUGCCCGACAAUAAAUGUUGGUGAUGUAAAUAUGUUUUUUAAUAUCAGACUUUUGGAAAGUUUUGGACUUCAGUAA